This is a messenger RNA of Ogataea polymorpha, 1233 nucleotides long. RefSeq lists its product as uncharacterized. The coding region runs from base 1 to 1233 and encodes 410 amino acids. The record is from RefSeq and is a predicted model, not a curated record. The transcript has a single exon. Lineage: Eukaryota; Fungi; Ascomycota; Pichiomycetes; Pichiales; Pichiaceae.
AUGAGUAUAGAAAGUAACCAUUCGGUUGUUGAGAGCGCAAGGCAGAGACCAAGAAAGAGGUUUUCACGUCUCUUCAGACGACGCUCAGUGCCCUCUUCGCCGCGGACCUCAAAACUCAAACUCAGGGAUGUUCUGGUGCCAUACCAGCUGGGAAAUUUGGAGGUGGACAGUAGCUACCAAGAGUUCAUGUCACAGGUUUCAAAGGAGUCGAAAUACUCACAAAUUGUGCGACUGGCCGAACGGCAGUUGCCAAUUAUUUCAACCCGCUCUUCUUCCAAUUUUGCUGAUCAGGAACCAAGAGAGUAUUCAGCGUCGCUCAUCUCAUUCGGAUCAAGUGUCCACAUAGAAGAGGCUGUCCCAGUCACGGCCAUAUCACCAAGUCCAGUGCGGCCCCUCAAAAGUGAUCCUUCAUUACCUGCCCCUUCUCCGAAAGAAGAUGCUUCCAUCGGCACCGAAAACAAUUCCCCCGUGCCACAAAAAUUUAUCCUUGUGGAUCAGCCCGAUUGCGAAGGAUCCCCAAAAAUCCCACAUAAGCAAAACGACGCGCAAAACCCUUUUUCGUUUGAAAACCAGUCCUUUUCCGUGUCGCCUGACAGAUUAUCGUUAAGGGAUCAAACAGGAGACAUACUCGAUCUGUACCAGAACUACGCAGCUAGCGAGAUGGGAGCCAACGCAUCGAGAGAGUCAGUCGACGGAAACUCCGAGAUAGAAACUAGUACAAAUAGCCUUAAACAAGAGCCCGGCACUGCUGGCGUUCCCGCAACACCCCAAUCACUUCACCGCGAUAUCUCUUCCAGCAGCUACCCCGUGAGCAGUUUUGCCACACCGCGUCUGGACGAGGACAACGAAUGUUUUAUUGACUGGAGUGACUCCGAUGGGCCAGAACGACGCGACUCCGGAAAACGGAUCGUCGAGACGUUCCGAAGCCUGUCGAUAUCGAAGCGGUCGAAAAAUAGUCCUCGCUCUAAGCGAGAAUCCAUAGUGAGCUCCUCCAUAUCGAGUCCACUACUUGUUUCAUCAGCUACCGAGUUACCCGAGAAACUGGUUUUGCGGUCACCAUUCCGAAGCCAUUCCGAGCAGCUGCCAACAUCGUCACGUUGGUCGGUAAACCCGCUGGAGGAGCCACAGCUUACUUCUCCCAGACCACCAAGCCGUCGUCAGUCUGCAAGUAUCCGUAUGGAUACAACAAAGCCCACUAGGGCCCAACCCAAUUUCAAAUACUACUACAUGUAG